Messenger RNA from Aspergillus terreus NIH2624, 1740 nucleotides. Its product is annotated as sphingolipid long chain base-responsive protein PIL1. Bases 1 to 1740 code for a protein of 579 amino acids. The record is from RefSeq and is a predicted model, not a curated record. Gene Ontology annotation, biological process: endocytosis; eisosome assembly; negative regulation of protein kinase activity. The transcript is spliced from 4 exons. Gene Ontology annotation, molecular function: lipid binding. Gene Ontology annotation, cellular component: plasma membrane; eisosome filament. Lineage: Eukaryota; Fungi; Ascomycota; Eurotiomycetes; Eurotiales; Aspergillaceae.
AUGAUGAAUCGCAAUCUAUCCAUCCGCAAAAACCCCGUCCCGGGGCGCCGCCGGUUCAGCAUCGCCACGCUCCGCGGCCUGCAACAGCCCGGUCUGAGCAAGAAGAUGAAUCGUCUGGUGAAGUCCGAGAACUCGGUGAUCAGCGCGCACGAGAAAGCCGGUCGCGAGCGUGUGUCCGUCGCCUCGCAGUUGUCCGAAUGGGGCGAGUCGACGGAGGACGACGCCGUCUCUGACAUUUCCGACAAGCUGGGCGUUCUGAUGGCCGAGAUGGGCGAGCAGGAGGAUGUCUUCGCCCAGAACCUCGAGGACUACCGCACCCUGCUCAAGCAUAUCCGCGACACUGAGAGCUCCGUCCAGCCCUCGCGCGACUACCGCUCCAAGGUCGCCGACGAUAUCCAGAAGCAGAAGCUUAAGGAUCCCAAUAGUACGAAGUUGGAGACCUUGGAGCAGGAGCUUGUUCGCGCUGAGGCACAGAACUUGGUGGCUGAGGCUCAGUUGACUAAUAUGACCCGGCAAAAGUUGAAGGAGGCAUCUUACUGGCUCGUCAUGCUCGUCGUCUGCUCAACUGCCUCGAUGACACUCCCCGUUGCUCCAGGCGAUGCGAGAAAGGAGUACGACCGUGCCUAUGAAGCCAAGCAAGUGAUUGAGGAGGCCGAGAAGGAUCUCCUGGCCUGGCAGCCGACCAUCGCUCCUAUCCAGACAUCUGCAGGUGAGGUCCCGGCCAACACCUUGCUCCCUGCGCCUGCUCGCGAGGCCAGACAAGAGCGGACCACAGGCGCAGUUGCACCGGAUGAGGACUUUGCCUCUUCCAACGAGUCCGUUCGAGACCUCCGCGGCUCCGUCUCGGAUAGCCAGGAGUACCAGUCUGUCGGCGAACCGACUAGAGAGUAUGGCGGGCUCGCUGGCACAGCUCCUCCGGCGACCAAUGGAUACACCCCCCGCACCACUGACCGAUUCCACAAAGUGGUUCCAGACGAGCAGCGAUAUGUGGGCGGGCGUGUCAGAGAUACAACCAGAGCGGCCGUUGUCCCUGAUUCUAUGGAAUACAAUGCUCCGGUUGCCGAGAGCAGAGAGCCGGUUGGCACUGAUAUGGGUCCUACCAAGGGCAUUGAUGAAUCAAUUACUGGAGCAUCAAAGGGCGUCAAUGGACCUGUUACAGAUGCCGACGACCUGUACGGAGCUACUUCUGGCGCGGCUGGCCCUAUGGAAGGGGCUACUACAGAGGAACGAGACUUCACUGGAGGAAUGGGCAGCGCGGGCAUUGAGUCUCAGAGCAUCAGUGGAGCUGAAGCCGGCGCAACAGGCAUCAACACCGCCAUGCCCGAGACCCAAGGCUAUGGUCAGUCGACUGUCGGCACCAUGACCGACGGAGUCCCAGAAACCAGUGGAAUGAAACAAUCUGCUGGAUAUGAAUCUGAUGACUGGGACAAAUCGUCCACUGGAGACCGCGGCAUUGGUAAUGAUACCAACGGGCCCAUGGGCGAGAGUCGAGACCUGGAUGGAUCGAGCAAGAGUACUGAGAUGAACGGAAGAGGGCAGACCCGGAACUUGGAGGAGUCUGUGUCGCAGUUCACAAAUGACACCGACGGCUCCAUCACGACUCGAACCGUACGCGAGACCGUGGUGACGAGAAAUCCAAGUGGACUGGUUGAUGGAGCACAAGACACGCGGGAGAAGCUGCAGACCCAGCCUCAUAUGCUGGGAGGAUUCGGAUUGCAGACGAUCGGGGUGCCUUAUUAG